This is a messenger RNA of Daucus carota subsp. sativus, 4400 nucleotides long. RefSeq names its product disease resistance protein RUN1-like. NCBI's taxonomy places the organism in Eukaryota, Viridiplantae, Streptophyta, Magnoliopsida, Apiales, Apiaceae. The transcript is spliced from 4 exons. The record is from RefSeq and is a predicted model, not a curated record. Gene Ontology annotation, biological process: signal transduction; defense response. Bases 248 to 3100 code for a protein of 950 amino acids. Gene Ontology annotation, molecular function: protein binding; ADP binding; ATP hydrolysis activity.
GAAGCAUUUUGACAAACACUUGAGUGCAGCAGAAGCGUCUAUGGAUCCACAUGUUGUUAGUUUCUUGUAAUUAGUUUCCUCAGACAGAUAGUAUUAUCUAAUGUGUUUGUUUUUGCAUAAGCUAUUUGAAUAUUUUAUGCUUACAAGAUUAUUAAACUGCCAUAUGUUUAUGUCGUCUGUGUUUGUUUUCUCUUUCAACUUGGCAGCUUAAAUUAAUUAAGAAUCUUUAACAAGCACCUAAUCCAUAAUGUACUGCAGUUCUAAAAUAGACUGCAAGUUGACUUCACAAUAUCAUUAUUUAGCUAGCAUGGUUCAGUUCAUUCUCAGUAUUACUCGUUCGAUUUCUGCUAUUGCUAUGGAGCACUACAAUCAUUGGCUAGUAGUUUUAAUUUGGGUUCUGCCUGUACUCGUUAUACUCACCAUAAUCACUAUCAUCAUCCGUUCAAUUUUAACUAGGGACAGACCUUGUGUGGAUCCCCCAAGUAAUCCAUUUGCUGCGCCUUCUUCCACUUCUUCAUCCCCACCUGGCAGCUGGGAUGUGUUUCUAAGCUUUCAUGGUGGAGACACUCGGGGAAGCUUCACGGCUCAUCUCUACAAAGCUCUACAUGAUGCAGGAGUCAGAACCUUCAUGGAUGAGCCUGAACUCCGGACGGGUGAAGAGAUUUCAGCAGGACUCUUUAACGCAAUUCAUGGUUCAAAGAUGUGCGUGGUUGUUCUUUCGGAGAAUUUCGCAUAUUCUAAAUGGUGCCUUAAGGAGCUCGUAGAGAUCAUUAGUUGCCAGAGAACCAAAGGUCUGGUGGUCGUUCCUGUAUUUUACUAUGUUGAUCCAUCAGAUGUUCGACACCGGAGGAAGGGAUUUAUGGAAGGUCUGCGUAGUCAAAAGAACGCUGGCUCUGUUGAAAUGGUACAGAAGUGGGAAACUGCUCUUGCUGCAGUUGGACGGAUAAAAGGACACCAUCUGCAAAAACAUGCAAAUGAAAAUGAAGCAGAUGUCGUUCAAAAAAUUAUGAAUGUGGCACUACUGCAAGCAUCCAUGAAAGUACAUGGCGAGGAACAUCUGUUUGGGGUAGAUUCUGUUAUAGAAGAGAUAUAUAAGAAACUACAAAUGGAGUUGAACGAGGUCCGCGUUAUUGGAAUAUGUGGGAUGGGCGGCAUUGGAAAAACCACAAUUGCAAAAGCUUUCUACAACAAUUAUUUCAACAAGUUCGUUAUCAGUUGCUUUAUUGAAAAUGUUAAACAAAAGUCACAAGGGGCUGAUCCUCUAGUUUGGCUACUUGAGCAGCUCUUGGUUAAGCUUCUCAGAAAGAACGAUUUCAAGGUCACUGAUGUUGGAAGUGGAAUAAGACUAUUAAAAGAAAUUCUUUGUUUUAAUAAAGCUCUCAUUGUUCUGGAUGAUUUGGACCAGUCAAUCCCUUCCGAUCUGCAGAUAAAGCUCUGCAACCUGGCUUCUCCAGGAAGUAGGAUUAUUUUUACGACAAGAGAUGCAAAUUUGCUAAAUCAACUGAAGGAAGAUAUUCCAGAAGUAGAUAUAUACACGGUGAAAAAAUUGGGACAAAAUGAUUCAUUAGAGCUCUUUAGCUAUCACACCUUUAGGAAAUCGAUGCCACCUGAGAUGUUUAGAGAGCUCUCCGCAGAGUUUGUAACUUAUGCAGGAGGUCUUCCCUUGGCUCUAAAGAUGUUAGGCUCAUCUUUGCGUGGUAGAAAUCAUGUGUCAUUUUGGGAAGCUAUGCUUAUCAAGGUUCAGAAAAUUCCAAUGGACCAGAUACAAGAAAUCCUUCAACUAAGCUAUGAUGAAUUGGAUGAGACGGAGAAAGCAAUUUUCCUAGAUAUUGUCUUCUUCUUUGUUGGAAAUGACAAAGACGAUGCUGUUUAUGCAUUUAAAUCCUGUGAUUUUUAUCCUGACCUUGGAAUACCAGUUCUAGAAGAGAGAUGUCUAAUCACAGUUGAUGAGUGUAACAGAUUACAGAUGCAUAAUCUUAUCCAAGACAUGGGAAGGAAAGUUGCUCGCAAAGAAUUUAAUCAAGGGAAUGGCAGAUACUUGCGCUUGUAUCAAGAGAAUGCAUGCGAGCGGUUGCAAAAUCUAGAGGGAGCAGAUCAUAUCGAACUUCUGUUACUCGACUUAACCAGAUCCAAAGCAAGACAAUUGACUACCAAAAUAUUUAGAAAGCUGUGCAAGUUGAGAUUACUUGAAAUAAUUGAUCCACAUAACAUCCUCUCGGGAGAUUUGAAAAAUUCAUGUCCGGAGUUGAGGUACAUGCGGUGGUCCCAUUCCCCAUGGACAAGUGUUAAUGCGAAAUUUCGUUCACAAAGACUUGUCUGUCUUGACAUGUCAUACAAUCGACUUGAUUCAUCAUGGAAGCCACCUGCUAGCUUGAAGAGUCUAAAUAUGAGUUACUCAAAGCUAAAAAGCAUCCCUAACUUGAGUGAAUUGAAAGUGCUUGAGAGGUUAUUGCUGCAAGGUUGUCAAAACCUAUCUAAAGUACCCUCAACUAUUAGCCAGUUGAGUAAAUUGGGUCAUUUAGAUAUGGGUAGCUGCCGCCUGUUGAGAGAAUUGCCGGAGUCAAUUGGCCAGUUGACUCUAUUGAGACUAUUUAAUUUAAGUCAUUGUGUCAAUCUGAAUCAGUUGCCCGAGACUAUCACGCAAUUGACUCGUUUGAACCAUUUAAAACUGGAGUGUUGCUACAAUCUGAAACGGUUGCCAGAGCGAAUAGGUAAUAUGCAAGGCUUAAUAACGUUUCAUGCACGUUGGAGUGGAAUUGAACAAUUGCCAGAUUCAUUCGGAGAGCUUAUUAAUUUAGUCCAUCUGAAUUUGUUUUGGUGCAAAAACCUAACUGCUCUUCCAGAUAGCAUAUGUAAGCUGAUGUUCCUCAAAGAACUCAAUCUGGGAGGCAGCCAUAAGCUGAAGCGAUUGCCUGAGGAAUUGGGGAAGAUGCAAUCCUUAGAACGUCUUUAUGCCGGCUGUGAAGAAAUUAACGAAUUACCAGAUUCUAUUGGUGAACUGAGUAGCUUACAAGUGUUGAACUUGAGUGCGUGUCGUAAUCUUAGAUAUCUGCCCGGUCACUUUCUAGUUUACACUUUCCCACAUCGUAUGGAGAAAUAAUUGAUUUGCCUGAGAGGCUGAAGAGUACGAGAUUGGAAAGUCUAGACCUAUGUUGUAAUAUAAGGUUAUGGCUACCUACGAUUCAAAGUAUCCCUUCUUUGAAGGAGCUAAGCAUCACUGAUGAGAGCCAGAGUUUUUCAACGGAGCCGUUGAGUCUUCUUAAGCUGUCUAACCUACAUGGUCUUAUAUUGCGUAACCAUUCAGGGUGUGGGCCCUCAUUUUACGAAUUUCCUCUGAGUCUACAACAGUUGCGGGUAUAUGACAAUGCGACAUUGGAACAGCUACCCGAUUUAUCCAGAUUAAAAUGCUUAUUGAGAGUGAUUAUAAGUGCAUGCAUCAGCCUUCGAUCUCUCCCUCCACUUCCUCCUCAUCUUCAAUCACUCAAGGUAGAUGGAUGCACAAAGCUGCAAGAAGUACCAGAUCUGUCAAUGUUGAAGGAAUUAGAAGAGCUAAGUUUUGUUAAGUGCAGCAACCUGAAAUCAAUCAGUUUGAAAGAGAGUACCCUUCAGGUUUUGUUGGUGUCUCUAACGAUAUCUCUGUUAAUUACACACAACCAUACAUCUAUAAAUAUAUUCACCAUCUUUUAAUGUUACAGGGAAGACGAUGGUUUUCAUUUAGAGCUAAUCUACCAAACAAGAUGAUUCCAGAAUGGUUUGAUUAUACAAGCAGUGAGUGCAAACUCUCUUUUCAGAUCUCACCAGCCUUGGGAGACAACUUCUUAGGUAUUGCAUUCUGGGUUGUCUAUAAAUGCCAAGAGAGAUGCGAUGAAUCUAACUUUAGUGCCCUUAUUACCAAUAAAACAAAGGCUACUAGAAAGGAUGUCGACAUUGAUGUAGCAGCGAAUAAUGGAGAUGAACUACGGUCAACAGUAAAAUACAUAAGGGCAAAGGACAUGUCAGUGGAAAGUGGUGAUCGAAUUACGGUUUCAAUUAAUAGGAUACUAUAUUUUUAUACGUGGGAUGAAGUUUGUUUUGUACGUAAAAGAGGAGUUCCGCCUGCAGAAGUAGAGGUAGAGAAGUGGGGGGCCCAUAUACUACACAAAACAGAUAUCACCAGAUUGUGAUUUGUACAAAUCCUUGUUAGUUGUAUAAGUCUAUUGAGAUUUUGUAUAUAACUUCUGUACAUAUAGUCAAAUAUUUGGUGUCCACAUGAAAGCGAUUUGCCUGUCAAUUGUAAGAGUUCCUUCUGGAGAAGUGGAGGUAGAGAAGUGGGGGGCCCAUAUACUGAAAAAAAAAAAGAUAACAGGAUUGUGAUUUGUACAAAUCCUUGCUUUGUAAAAGUUUAUUGAGAUUUUUGUAUA